This is a messenger RNA of Prosopis cineraria, 3558 nucleotides long. RefSeq names its product endo-1,3;1,4-beta-D-glucanase-like. The record is from RefSeq and is a predicted model, not a curated record. The transcript has 10 exons. Bases 2543 to 3262 code for a protein of 239 amino acids. NCBI's taxonomy places the organism in Eukaryota, Viridiplantae, Streptophyta, Magnoliopsida, Fabales, Fabaceae. Gene Ontology annotation, molecular function: hydrolase activity.
AACUAUCCGAUUCUGAUAUCAUUCUCAACUAGUUGUUCACUGUUCAGUCACUUGCAGUAUUUUCUUUUCUUUCUUUCUUUCUUUCUUUUUUUUUUUUUAAAUUUUCUUGGCCAACUAUUUCAUGUUUAAUUUAAUUUAAUUUGCCACGAGUCUGAACCUGAUUUUUUUUUUUACGUAAAAUCAUUUAAAACAAAGUUCAAAGAAAGGCCAACAUGAGUGUGUUCCCUUGCCAAAAAUGAUGCUAUAACGUUGCCCUGGCUCCAAGUUCUAGUCACUAUUCUGAUGAGAAUCGAUAGCUCUUAAACGUGAAUGCCAAUUUACAUUCACUACUAACGCAUUUAGUCUGCACCGAGGAAAUGGAAAUUUUAGGGUUUGAAGCGCCACUUCUAAGGUAACGAUAUUUUCACAACCUUGUCUCCUUCAGGAAAUGAAAGCACCAAAUACUUUCGGUGUAAAGGAUUUGACAUUAUCUUGCUGUAAAGGAAACUUGCGGACAAAGUGGCAGCAGAGGGAUUCUUGGUGGUUGUUCCUGAUCUUCUGUACGGUGACUACUUUGAUCCACACAAUCCUCAAUGUGAUAGAGACACGUGGAGAAAGGCUCAUGGGACGGUUAAUUUGAUGCCUGGAGAUGCGAAUCCUUUCACUUGUUCAUCUGCUUAAAGGUUCUACUAUUACAACUAUAUCAUGCGGUAUAUGAUUUAUUGUCCUCAUAGGAUAAAGGACAUGAAGAUACGAAACCUCUUAUUGCUGCUCUUUCAAGUAAAGGUGUCACUGCCAUAGGACUGCAGGUUUCUGCUGGGAAGGCGAGUUAUUUCUCUGUGAACAAUAUUAUAUUUCAAUUAGCAUCAGGGAAAAAGCCAAUCAUUGUUGUGCCUUGAGUUAUUGAAAACGGUCUUUCACGGAGUAGGCAAAAGUAUGUUAAACUUGCUACAUUUGUCCAGGGGUUGUGGUAGCAAAAUUAGCCACGUUCGAUGACAUUUAGGCUGCAGUUCUGCUGCAUCCCGGUGCCAUCACAGUUGAUGAAAUUAAUGAGGCCAAGGUUCCUAUUGCUAUAUUGGGAGCUGAAGUUGACAACUAUUUCCCUGCAGAAAAGUUGAAGUAAUAUGGGAAGAUAUUGUCUGCAAAAGCACAGUUUGACAGCUUCGUGAAGAUAUACCCAGGUGUGUCUCAUGGGUGGACGGUAAGGUACAACGCAGACAUUGAGUCAGCUGUCAAGAGUGCAGAAGAGGCUCAUCAGGACAUGUUGAAUUGGUUUACCAAGCACAUCAAGUGAAGUCGAAUUGUUCUGUUAUUAGAUUCCUAUGUUUCUGGAGGUCUCAGGUGUGAAUGUUGUGUACUACUAAUUACUAAUUAAACAUUAAUAUUUUGUGACGUUAGAGUCAAAACUAUUGUUAGAAACCUAAUGGUGGUCUAUGUAAUUUAACAUGCUUGUUAUUUCUUCAUUGGUAGUGGGAUAAGGUUUGUUGUAUGUUGUGUGCUUUCUUCAUUGAAUGUGUUUGGCAUUUGGCAGCAGAAGGAUGUUUGCUUGGGAAGAAUGGUCGACAAAAUUGAAAAACAAAUUAAACAGAAGAGACACAAAAUUUACGUAGCCAAGCAUAAGCCUAUGGCCACGGUUGAAGGGGGAGCAAAAUCCACUAAAUGAAAGGAAUUAUGUAUUGCCAUGUUGUUUCUGAGGACGCUAGAAAUGAGUUCUUGAGGCUUUAUUUAUAGGGUGAAAAACUUGGCCGCCCAAAAAAAAAAAAAAAUCAAUGGUCAAGAUAAUUUACUUGAUAGCCAAGAAAACUUGGUGGCCAAGGAUCCAAGGUCCAAAUAGGCUUGUUGCUUUGGAUCCAAUUAGGUUGGAAAGCCAAGUCACAAAUUAUUUACUGCUUCCACCUCUCUACGGGAACAGCUCAAUUAGUUCAUGUUCAUAUGACAACACUACAAAUGCUGGCACUGGUGAAAGACAGCAUAUAUAACAGGAUACAGCUUAUAACCGGGCGUGUGUUCAAAUGCCUGAAAACUUAACCAAGAUUUCAUGGGGGAAAGCUUUAACCUGCUUUGACCUGCAGUUGGAUCUAAUUGCACAAACUUUUUGCACAAUAUAAAGGGGAAAAUGAUAGACUAAUCGCAGAUACUUUUUUCCCCUCUUCAAAUGUGGUUUAACUAUCGUUUUUUCAUUACAUUAGAUUUAUCAUAAAAAUUGAGAGAUUUGCGAUGGCGAGUUCAUGUUUCGCAAGAAGCAAUGUUCGUUUUUCCUACGUAGACUUCAAAUUAAGAAUUGUAGGAUGAAACAUUUGACCGUAGUUUUUAAUGAAUUUAAGUAAGGCGUCGUCAAUUGCUUGCUCCGCAUCAAUAUCUUAAAGAAAUGGUUAGAAUAUAACAAAUGGAUUGCUGGAAUUUAUCUUUCUUGUGAGGUCCAGUCUUACUUCCAUUUCAAAAGGAGUAACAGUUAGGCAACCCGGGUUGCUCAUCUUGAUAUGCCCGCGCGCGCGCGCACAUAUAGACACACCUGGAAGUGUCAGAAAACGAUAUUAAGCAUUGCAGAAAUUACAGGUGAAGAAUGUCAGGCCCAGAGUGCUGCUCAAACCCACCGAUCCUGGACCCAAACUCUGGAGCAGGCCACGUUCAAAGACUCGGUGGCCUCAACUCUUACGUCACCAGCCUCUCCGAUUCUAAGCACGCCGUUCUUUUGGUGUCAGAAGUUUUUGGAUAUGAAGCUCCGAAGCUAAGGAAGCUUGCAGACAAGAUUGCCGCUAAAGGGUACUACGUAGUGGUUCCUGACUUCUUGCAUGGAGAUCCCUUUGCCUACGAAAAUGCCAGCAGACCUCUGCCAGUUUGGCUAAAAGAUCAUGAGCCAGACAAAGCAUUUGAAGAUGCAAAACAAGUAAUCGAAGCCUUGAAAAGUACGGGAGUUUUGGCUAUUGGGGCUGCAUCUUUUUGUUGGGGUGCAAAGUGUGUUGUAGAACUUGCUAAGUCUGGAAUGAUUCAAGCUGCGUUGCUAUUUCAUCCAUCAUUUGUCACUGUGGAUGAUAUCAAGGGGGUUAAUAUACCAAUUGCAAUACUUGGAGCUGAGAUUGACCAAUAUUGCCCUCCGGAACUAGUGAAACAGUUUGAAGAGGUCCUAACUGCUAAACUUGGGGAUGAUUGCGAUGUGAAGGUGGUUCCCAAGGUGUCUCAUGGAUGGACUGUGAGGUACAACAUUGAAGAUGAAGCAGCUGUGAUGGCUGCAGAGGAGGCCCAUCAGAAAUUAUUCGCUUGGUUUGCUAAGCAUGUUCACUAAAUUUACUAGUUUUAAAAACACAACUGCUUGUGAUGAACAAGAACAACUGGCCUUUUGCAGCCAUUUUGUUGAAGCUGACAGACAUGGAGUAGCCACGCUUAGACAUGCAAUGUCAAGAAAAGAAAGAUUGCUCUAUGAUGAGGAAAAGUUAUCCCAAUAUAUCAUAUUUUAUUUUAUCGUCAGUUCUUUGUGUAUUUGCCUUGUAAGAGAAGAUUAUAGCUUUGGUUCUUAUAUAUCAGAAUAAAUGGUUGUUACCUUUUGCUAAUAUAUAUGUAUUGUCGGCAAGGCUUAAAAUA